Molecule: messenger RNA, 14340 nt
Organism: Pocillopora meandrina
Lineage: Eukaryota; Metazoa; Cnidaria; Anthozoa; Scleractinia; Pocilloporidae
Source: the annotation of a GenBank genome assembly
CUCCUAACCUCGAUAUUCUCCUGUCAAGUAUUCAACACCUCUUUCUUCUUCGUUUAUUUUUUCAGAGGAAAAACUUAAACUUGCUAGAAGAGGAAAUAAGAGAAAAGAAGAAUGAAAAGCCAAAAAAACCAAAACAAAACAACAACAAAGAAAAAACAACAACAACAAAAACAAGGAUUUAUGAUCAAACCUAACAUUCUCCCGACCAGUCGCGGGCUUGGUGUGACAUGUUGACCCCAGUCCCCGCAGAUCAGUGUAGCAGCCCUACUGGAAUUAGCAUUUAGAACUAUUUCCCAGGGUAGCACCGUGCUUUAUUCCACCCAUUGUUUCUUUGACGCUCUUUAUACAUCAGUUUCAGGAAAUUAGCUGUGGUAGGCGGUGUUUAGUGAUAAAAGGUGUACCUUCCCACGCGUUUUCCUUGUCAAGAAAAAAGCCUUAGGAGUUGUGACGAUCGCGAUCUUCCGCGAAGAGCAAAGCCUGGUUUUAGCCAUCUGUCACGAAGUUUACGUUGGAUUACUAAGCAGGGCAGGAGUGCGUUUUCCAGCAAAUGAGAUGUCAAAGCAGAUAGACGUAACGGUGCCGGACUCUGAAACAUUGAGCUCAGAGAAAUCUAAGCGAUUUACGGUAAGCUUUGAACUUGUCCUUUCUAGUAUCUCUAAAUUGCUUUUGCCAACCAGCUUACUCGUGUUCUUCUGUCCUCUGUUUGCUCCCGAUCAUUCUCAAAUAAAAACAAACAGGUAUGCAUGGAUUAUAUCACAAUAGUCAUCGUAAUUUACCGGUGAAAGUUACAAGGCUUUUGAAAAAAGUUGCACAGACUUUUCAGGACGAAUAUGGUUUGGAGUUACCUUGAGCGCAACACUGAUGGAGACCUUGUUCUGCUCUGUGUCUGAUUUGCGGCGAUCGAAUUUCACAUUUCUGUAGGCGUUUCGUCGUUACGUUCAAAUUUUAUGUUAUGUUGUGCUUGAUCGAAAAGUAGUACCCGUGAGAAUUAUCCCUUUCUGUGAAUUUAAGGGUUCUUUGAGCUUGUGAGUUAUGUUUUGCGAUCAAGGUUGAAAGAAAGAAGCAAAAGGAGGCAGAUGAAGCGAUUCGUCCUCCUUAGCCGGAGUUCACCAAUUAGCUUACAUGUUUCCGAUGUCAUGUUCAUCCCGUAAUUGCCCGAAGGUAUCCAUUCAUUAAGAGUUGAUUAGGAAAGGACAAUUUUGCCAUUAUUCGCUCUUUCCUAAUUGUGGAAAACCUCUCUAAGCUUUUUAUCGACUUCAGACAAAUGGUCAUCUUGUACAUUUGGUAAUUUGUAACUCUUCAUAUCUUAGUUUGGACAUGAACCGAUAUAUUUCUUAGAAUUGCUGUAAUCUCUGGUCUAAUUAACAGUACCAUUUGCACUCAAACGGGCUUUGUAUCUGUAACAAAAAUAUCGCGAGGUAUUUUUCAUUUAUACAAAAAUAUUUUCUGCUUUUUUUAGACGGACAGGUUAUUUUUAAUUUGCUUGAUAGUUGUGUUUGUCUCGCCAAAAGCCAUCAAGUUUUUUAGGUCUAUUAAAUCCACGGUGUAUGGCCAGGCUAGCCGAAUCUCAUAUAUCACAUAUGGGUUAUAUAGUUAGAAAACAGCCAAUCGCAAAAGCUGUUUCCUUGUCCUAAGUCACAAUAACUUAUUUUACCUUUACCAGAGUAAUACCCUCAUAAGAUCCAUGUAAUGUCAAUGAAAUAUGAUAAUCCAUUUUCAGUUGUCGAUAAAAAGUAUGUGAUCUUUCAAACAAUAUUCGGUCUAGCCAAUUUGGAUAUUUAUUCAUUAACCAGAACAUUGUUACUGUGAAAGUGUUACAAUAAAAUUUAUGUUCUUUAAAAAUGUAACCUUUAUCAAAGAAAAAAUCUCCAAUCACUUUCUACCAAAUUACUAACUGCGUGGUUCCAAUGUUUAGACAGCAUAGAACAUAGUGCAAACAACUUUGUGACAUUUUUCCUUCCUUUUAAUGUGUAAGGUAAUAUAUUCUAUUUUAUUUUUAGCAUUUAUUGUCUGUUGUUUUUGAACUAAAAAAUGUUUGAGCAUUGUCAUGCAUAAAGUUAAUUUUGUUUCGUAUCAAGGAAACCAAAGUUACCUUGAAAGUUUCAUUGUUUCUUUUUCCUAUAAAGAUGUCACUAAACUUGGCUGGCAUUGCAUUUGUUAUCUACACAAUUGUUGUAUCCUAAGUUAGAAGAAUGACCUUAAAAUACAAGGCACACAACAUCAGGGCUUUUUGGGUGGUAGAAAGGGUACACUCACUCUCUGGUUUAGAAGUUGUAUUAAUUUUUUAUAUCAUUUAGUAGGUUCAUAUAAUUAUUCAAGAGCCAAAAAUGAAGAAGGUUUUGUUUGCAAACACUAUGAUUGGCCUUGUCAGGAAUUAUUUACUGCGAAUUUGUGUUGUGAUUCAAAUCAUCCCUCAGUUUGAAUUUUUUGAGCUGGUCUUAUUAUUAUUUCUAUUUCUAUUUUUUGAUUGUUUACCUUAUACAAGGAAAUAAAAUGUUGAAAUUGGGACCAGUAACAAAAAUUUGCAAUCAGAGAACAAUUUUAGCAAAAUCAUUUUCAUGUAUAGGCAUGGGUCUGAUGAAAAGGGAAUCUGUUGUAUUUAUUGAGCAUUUCUGAUCAAUUUUCAUCUGAUAUCAUUGGUAGACUUCAAUACUGUGUUUUUGUAUUUACAACAAGCUUACAACUUGCUCAAGUCUUUUGCUUGUUCAAGUGCAUAAGAUUUUAGUUUUAAACAUUAGCAGAAAUUUUCUUAUGCCAGAACUAGUAUUUAUGGAGGCUAGAAUCAGAAAAAAAGUUCCUUCUUUGCAGGCCCUUAUUAUCAGUGUUAGACCACUUGCAGAUCUCUUGCUGGUUAGCGCUGCUCAAAACCUCAAAUGUUCUCCUAGGUGACUACAGCUUGUACUGUUAUUCUAAUUAGUAGGUUGUCACCCCUAAUGAGAGGUAAAUAAGGCCUGUUUACAAAACAAUCAGACUGUUAAACUGUGGACUUUUUUAACACAAAUUAUAAAUGUUGCCCACUUAAUUUCCCCUAAUCUUACAAAAGCAACCUACUUCAGUAAAGUAACUGCUUGUCUUGUUUGAUAUACAACCUGCAAUAUAAACUCCCUUUUAAAACAAAAUGUAUUUUUGAAAGCAGUUUUAGAAACUUAAACCAUUUUUUCAUAUUUUAGGUAUACAAAGUACUGAUCAAACUACCAGAUGGAAGGAGCUACUUUAUUUUUAGAAGAUACAAUGAAUUUCAUCAGAUGUGUGAUAAGGUAAAAGGAAGGCAGUGAAGUUCUUAAAUAAGUCAAAUUGUAUGGAAAGCGAUGAAUAACUAAGAUGUUUAAAAAUGACUUUGAACAGGUAUUUCACAUUAUGUUCCCUUAAUUUUGGUCUUCCAGUGAUCUAACUUAAAAAUUAUUGAAAUGCUGUAUACUGAAGUGCUUUAGUUGUUCUUCUCUUCACUUUGCCUUUUUUCUUUCAGCUCAAAAAGCUUUACCCUGACUUGCAUCUUAAACUACCUGGCAAGAGACUAUUAGGAAAUAACUUUGACCCUGGUAAGCAUAAAAAAUAGAACAUUGGAUGAGAGAGUCGUGGAAUUCCCUUCUGCUUUAGAAAACUGGGGGUGUGUUUGGUUUACAAUGUGUUUACAAAGUAUUAAAAAAGAAACCAUCUUUUAUCUGAUUGGCUUGGAUGUGAAUUUAGGAACUAAAGGCAUAUAAUUUUGCCAUUCAGUGUUCUAGGAAUUUAAGGUGAUAAUUUUUUGCCUUUCUAUAGAGUUUAUCAAGAUCAGAAGAGAAGGUCUCAAUGAUGUCACACAAAAGAUCAUCAAUCACCCAAAAGCCAUUGAAAAGUAAGGUGUACAGAUUAGUUUGACACAGCAGUUUCCUAAACUGUAGUUUGUGCCAACCUUUUUCGAUUUUUUAACUGAUUGUUGGGUUGGAAUGAUGUGAUUUGCAGCCCUGAGGUGAGGGAAUUCUUCUCACUUGAUAAUCCAAAGAAUGCUGAGAACAAUGAUGAUGAUGACCAUCCUGGAGCUGAUGAGUCUGAGACUCAGGUAAUUUUUUUGAACGAUUUACUGUACUAUAAUAAAUUAUCUCCUCUCAGAACCUUAAGGGAACAUGGCAGAGUCACAAGAGCACUGAACUCACAAGCCCAAGUUUUAACCUAAAGCUACACCUGUAAAUAAGAUGAUGUGGUUUUCUUUCCUGAGUGGACGAUGUAAAUUGGCCACCAGCAGAGUUUCUUAGCUGACGUUUCAAGCGUUAGCCCUUCAUCAGAGCAAAUAAGGGGGGUAAAAGCAGAGGAUAAGAAAGCUACCCCCAUCUAUUCUUGUGCCUGUAAAUAGUUAACUGCUUUAUAUCCUAACAUUUGUAGUUUUUAGCCCUCUAAAAUUUGGGUCUAGCUCUGGCUGAAUGAGCUCCUUGGCCCAGACUUUACCCAGGGGUGGACCCCUCCUUGUGAUGACCUAUAGCUUUUUGAUAUGACUAAUAUUGUGCCAAAAAAAGAAAUCAAAGAAAAGUAUGUGAUUCACCAGUAUUAAAGUAAAACAUUAAAUGAGGUUGAAGAAUUUAGCACAUGAAAUGGUAUAAAAAUAGGAGUUUAGCACUGAAGUUUUGAGCACAAGCUACACAAGCUUUCUUCAUCUGGCUUAAAAAUUGUACAUGCCAAUUUGCAGUUCAUAUGGCAUUGUUACUUAGUCAUAUCCUUUCUUCAUUGUUUGCUUGAAUUUAAAUUUGUCCUUGUCAUUCCUUAGUGGUGCCCCCCCCCCUUCUGUGAGAAAUCCCUGGAUCUGCCCUGUACCUUUAUUUACUAUUAUUAUUACUAUUUCCUUUUUAUGUGAGGAAUCUGUUUGUUCUAAUUCCCUCCUUUUACUACCUUAGCUCAUUUCUGGUGUCUAUGUCCAGUUUUAGAGGUGUCUAUGCACACAGGGUGUCUUCUCAACAUGGUAUCCACCUGCAUUGCAUUAAAGGUGGUCAGAGUAAAUUAAUAGAGUCUAUGUAUGGGAGAGGUAAUAUUUUUAAUUUUUUCAACAGGCAAAGGAUAUGGAUGUUGACUUAGCAGGAACAAAUAAUCCAAAGUGAGUCAAUUUUCUUUCUCCCUAUAAGCUUCUAUAAGCUAUAAUAUAGAGAUACUUAAUAAGAGCAGUUAAAAAAUUCAAUUUUGUUUGAAAGAGGAAAAAUAUGCCUGUCAUGAAAUAUAUUUUUUUGUUUGUACUCAAGGUUUAUUUUAUUUUAGACUAAUGUGCACCAUAGCUGCCAAAUUAUCAGGCUUGAAACUCUAAGAAUAGAGACAGUCUGGUUUUUUUAUUUGUCAACAAUUUUGUUUUUUAACUGUAAAUUUGGGUAAAUAUGAUUUGUUCAUGGGAUAUUGGGCUUAUUGAAACCAAGAAAGUACUACUGCUUAUCAUGGAUGGAAUGUUGUAUCAACUGAUGAGGUUGUUAUUGACAAAACUAUUUUUAUAGAUAGAAUUAUUAGUUAUGUGUAUUGAAAUUAAACAAAAAUCAGUGCAUUCUUGAGUAAGGUGAAUAUAAACUGUACUUUCUUCCUAUUUCAGGGCAAAACCCAGCGAUUUCUUGUUCUUAAAAGUGAUUGGAAAAGGGAGUUUUGGAAAGGUGAGUAAUUAAUUGUGAGACUUCUCCCUAAACAUUUCAAUAACUAGGGCUAUAUUUUGUUCAGAUUUGAAGCAGUUAUGCAAUAAAUUUUGCUUUAACUUUAAUUAUUAUAAUUCAAAAUUAUUAAAAAAAAAACUGUUUCAAUCAGCCAGUCUGUUUUAAGUAGUCAGGUUAGUCACUCAGUGAGCCAGUGAUUGAGCUGGUUGGUCAGCCAAUGAGCCAGCAAGACAGUCAGUCAAUCACUCUGUCUGUUUGUCUGUCACCAUUGCCUUUAGUUAAUCAACAAUUGGUUUAAUGUCUGACAAAUCUUUAGUCAUGUUAGUUGGACAGCCAUUUCAUGUCUUCUUAUAAACAAGGCAAUUCUAGGUUUCUUUAGAUGUUAUCUUUCUGUAAUUUUCAUUUAUUUACUAGUCAGUGAUGUUGUUUUAUCAUCAUCAUUUGUUUAGGUAUUCCUGUCAAAGAACAAGGCAGAGGAUAAAUUCUAUGCCAUCAAAGUUCUCAACAAGGCUGCUAUCAGGAAAAGAAAUGAGGUAAGUGAGUCAAUGGGUACAUUUUACACAAAGUUAUUUCCUUAUUCCCACCUACCAGGUGGGACAAUAUAAUGUUUGCUGUUUCCCUGUUUGCUUUUUUAUCACUAUGGUAUGAUUAUUUUAGGCAAAACAUAUCAUGGCAGAACGGAACGUGCUGCUAAAGAAUAUCAAGCAUCCAUUUUUGGUGGUAAGUUUUCUGAUUGCCUGUUUGUCAUGAAAAACUUAUUUCAAAACUUUGAGUGGGCUAUAACAGCUUAACCUUUCACAGACUAACCCUCCUUGCCAAUCCAGUCUAGGCUAAGACAGCUCAGACCCAAUACUAUGCCAUUAGCUGCUUAGAACUUUCUCAAAUUGAAUCUACAGUACGAAGAUGUUUCUGUUUCUAUUGGGUCCUUAUAUUCCCCUUUCCUGCAUGAGCAUGUCACUUUGAUGUUUAACAGAGAAAUAUAUCUUACAUUAUUUCAUCCAGUACUGUGUAACUAGAUGAAAUUAAAGACACAGUUAUUUUGAUCUAAUACAGGGUCUUCACUACUCUUUCCAAACAAGGGACAAGCUUUACUUUGUUUUAGAUUAUGUCAAUGGUGGAGAGGUAGGUUUGAAAGGGAUAAAGGUCGAACUUGGAAAACAAAAGAAUGAAUCCAAAAUGAACUAAAUCUGAGGACUUUAGGUUCCUAUGUCUUUUGAUGUCUUUGAAAAUUGAAAAAAUUUCUGGGAUCUACCUAAAUGUCCUGUGAAAAUGUAUGUAAUUAAAUGUUUCCUAUAUUUAGGUUUUUUUUAGAGUUGUUGCAACAGUGCCACAAUCAAAAUUUAUACUUCACAGUUACAAGCAUUUUGUUCCAAAUUUUGUAACAUGCAACCUGUGGUGUUGUUUUCUAAUGUAUAACUAUAAAUUUUUUUAUAAACACUUUUAUUUGGUAAAUGGCAGGUUUUUUCAGCAAUGGAUGUUUUUUGUUAGAUUGAAAGCCUUGCAUUAUUUCCUUUUAGCUUUUCUUUCAUCUGCAAAGAGAGAGAUAUUUCCCUGAAGCAAGGUAGGUUAUGUUCUCAUUUCUAAAUAGCAUCAGGCAUAAGUCUGUUAAAAAUUAUCUCAUGAGCUAAUGGAAAUGAAAGCUGGUGGGGGUUGAUUUUUGACGGAGGAUCAAGUUUUUUUUCUUUUUUUCACUGAUCUCCUUGUGAUACAAAAACAGUCUGGGUCUCAACUCUCAGCCAGAUUCAAUCUUUUUCUUAGAUGCUGUAUUAACUGAGUUCCAAGGAACUUGGUGGAGACUUUGGUUAUAUACAAGUUUCUUUAUGUGACUGCAUACUGCUAAGAACAGCAAUUUUAAGAGUCUCCUUUUCGGAGGUACCAUUGUAAGAUGGCAAAUUUUGAGUGAAAUGUAAUUGACAAACAUACAGAUGAUAUAUAUGCAGUAAGUUAGUUGACUCAAUUUUGUGCUUUCAGGGCAAAGUUCUAUGCUGCAGAAAUUGCAUCAGCAAUUGGGUAUCUACACUCUCUUAAAAUCAUUUAUAGGUGGGUGGAGUAAUCAGAUUUGGAAGCUUAAGAUUUACCUAUUUGGUUUGUUAUAAGUGUGAUAUUAAGAAUAUUGAGAAUACUUCGUCCAUAAGGUGUACACACUCCAUGUAGUGUACCAUAGCAUUAUGUCAAUUACUUGAAAGUAUUGUGUUGCUGUUGGUUCACAAGAGACAAAUCAGUGAUUGCUAUCCUAGGUCAACUUUCCACACACUGUGAAGUGCUCAUAUACUGUGUUUUAUUUUCAGGGACUUGAAACCAGAAAACAUUCUCUUGGAUUACAAGGUAAGUGUAUUUAUGUGUUGAUAGUUUGUUAAUGCUUGUCCUGUCAUUGGCGUAAGAUGAGCAGCUAGAUUAGUAUUUUCCUCUUUAGUUGCAAUAGUUACAACUGAAAAAAGCCCUGAUAAGUCUUAAAGAUUCUCUAUAAUCUGUGGUGAUUUUUGGUAUUAAGAGAAUGAAUUUUUAACGUGUAUUGUUCUGUUUGCAGGGUCAUAUAGUUUUAACAGACUUUGGACUUUGCAAGGAGGGAAUAGAAACAUCUGGAACAACAUCAACGUUCUGUGGCACACCAGAAGUAUGUAGCACAAUACUUGUUACAUUUGGUUCUUGCUCUUAUUUUUCACAGUUUUAAAUGCAUUCUAGGUUUUUUUACAAUUAUUCAGUGCUAUUAUAGGCUGCAUGAUGAACGAAAUUUCUGAAAGAUGUGUUAAAGGCUAUCUUCAGCCUUGAUGCAAUGUGUGCCUCAACCCAAUUUCCUGUAACAUGAAAUUCCCAGAUUACUGAAAACCUUCUAAGCUUGUCUUUCUUAAGAGCCAUCCUGGACAUAUAGUCAAAUGUUUUACAAUAAAUACAUUUGCCGUUCAUCAUUUUACAGUUUCUUUACAGUAUUUUGAAUUUUGUCUGGUUGAAUCUGAAGAAAAUGUUUUUUUAAGUAUCACUCAUGCUUGGAUCUCUUGGUACUCUGUGAGCAGAGGCGGCAAAAAGGAUAACUUUCCAAUUUUUUCACUUUCUAGAAGCGCUUGAGGUUUCUUAAUAAAGAUAAAAUAUUUCCCAAUAGGAAUUUCUAUUUUUCAAAGAGAAAUAUGGAAAAAUGUCAGACUGCUGGAUGUUUAGUCAUUGGAAGACCGUGUUUGGUAGUGUUUGGUCAUGUCCACUGGAAAUUUUCUAAGUGUCACACUUGGAUCUCUUCAUACUCUGUGUACAGAGUCGGCCAAGCGGACAAUGUUUGAAUUUUUCCACUUUCUAGAAGCCCUUGAGGAUUGUAAAUGAAGGUAGAAUAUUUUUCAAGGAAAAAUUGGUAUAUUUCAAAGAGAAAUAUGGAGUUAUUUGAGGAAGGUGUCUAGCCAUGUCAUUAAAAAGUUUCUAGGUGUCAAGCACUUGGAUGGCUUUGUACUCUGUAUACAGGGUUAGCGAGAAACAUCAGGUUCAAAAUUUUUGGGCUGCCUGGUUAGCAAAGAUGGCAAACUUCACUAAAAAAAUCAAUGUAUGAAUGAAAACAUCGUGGAUCAACAUUUUCACCCUCCUCAAAAAGCUUGCAAGGAUUUUCGUGUUCUUCUUUUACAACAGCCCAUGCAUAAGCAUUUACUGUCUCAGAAUUUACAAAAUGAAUGGAUUCAUCUGAUUCCAUACCUGAUUAAAAGGUAUAGAACUGUUUUACAAAGAAUUAUUUUGACAAGCUCACCAAACUCAUCGGAGAAAAUGCAGAAGCUAUUUUGAGACAAUGUGACAAGGUAAAAAUAACUGACCAAUCAGAGGCGUUAUUUAAACAAAAGCAGUGGUUCAAAACAAAAACAAAUGACUGCACUACAUCAAGGUUGGAAAUGGGCCUUUAACCCUGUAGUGCAAAAGAUGUGAAAGUUGAUUAUCCCAACACAUAUGCCAGUACAUUUCAUCGUUGGCUUUUUCUGAAAAUGUUUUGUUCUAUGAAAGAAUGAUUUUUUGUUGGUCAUUUUUUCAUUCUCUGCUUGGAUGUGUUUGAUUUGCUUUGAGAAUGAAAGUGUUGGUCAUUUCUGAAGGCAUGGCCUAAGGGUUCAUAAACUGGACUAAGAAAUAAGUCAGUGGUUAAUCAUUCUACCUCUUUUGUCAAAGAUACUGACGGAGGAAACAAAGGCAUGAAUAAACACUUCUCUUUUAUUGUAUGUGAUUUACAGUACCUUGCACCAGAAGUUCUUAAGAAACAGGAAUAUGACAAUUCUGUUGACUGGUGGUGCCUUGGUGCAGUCUUGUAUGAAAUGAUGUAUGGUUUGGUAAGGCAAUACUUUCCUUUACUGGCCAUAUUUUUUGCUUGAAAUUGUUUUUUUUUUUAAAUUGAAAUAUAUAUGUCAUUGUUUUCCCCAAAAGUACCAGUGCUUAUCAAAGGGGGUUACAAUGUUACAUCUUUUAUUUCAGUUAUGCAGGCUCACAUACUAAUAUGCAAACCACACUGUUAACCAGUGCCUCACUAAAUAGUACAUUAAGUGCCAGAUGGCAGGCUAGACAUAGAGGAAGUCCUCAGGUAGAAUACCCUAGUCCCAUAGCUGAUAAAUCCCUGUAACCAAGUCUUAAGCCCCCAUUCUUGGUACUAAUAAACACUGAUUAGAUUGGUGCAAUGCAUGGGAUGGGUGGGGGAAUGCUUGGCACAACUGUGGGACUGAAGAACAACCACUACGAAAACUCCUCUUGAACAUUGAUAUCUAACUACAAUGUUGUGCUGGUUUUCCACAUUAGCCUGUAAUUGUGUUACAAUUAUUGCUAACCAAAAAAGUGUCUGCUAAGCUCCUGGGAAAUGAGUAAAGGGAGUUGGUUUUGAAAGAAACUGUGGUGCUGUGUCAGUGGGGGUAUGAUAAGAUAAUUUGGUUUCAUCGACAAAGUUGAUAAUGUAAUUAGCCCACUGUAAAGAGUUUGUAAUGCUGGUGUUUCAAGCAUAAGCCCUACAUCAGGGCAAAUCAACAAAGGGCUAACACUUGAAACAAUAGCUUUAGAAACUCUUCACAGAGGCCAGUUUAGGUUAUCAACUAAGGUGAUAAAAACAAUUUCUCUUAAGCUCCAGUUGUUAAAUUUAAAUUUGUUAAAUUUAAAAAUACAUGUAAUAAAUGAUAUUUACAGUUUAUAAAUGUAUAAUAAGGACAGAUUCAAUAGUAAGUAUAAAAAAAUGCUUGUACUUGCUUUAUGACAGCCGCCAUUUUACAGUCGCAAUACAGCAGAAAUGUAUGAUAACAUUUUGCACAAACCACUGCGUCUGAGGAGUAACAUUUCUGAGAGUGCAAGGACCCUUCUUGCAGGGGUGAGUGAAUCUGUGAGUUACAAUGUAUAUACACCAGACUGUUACUGAGGUUAAAUUUCAAAUCUUUGACCAAAUUGUUUGUAGUAAUUACACAAACUCUUUCACAUAACCCACACUCGUGAAUCACUCAUGCCUCUAAUUCAAAGCCAGAGGUAAUGUUACAAAAUGAUUUCUAAUAUUAAUUUGUCCAGACUUGAAUGCUUCACAAGGAAUUAAAUGAAUUUGAUGUGGCCUAUGAGGAAUCAUUGUUGAAUUUUAUUUGAAAUGCAUUGAUAUUUGGGGAAAAAUAUAUAUAUGUUGGAUGUGAUAAAAAUUGACAGCUGUUGUUAUGGUGUGUAUUAAGUUUCAAGAUCUCCUAGUGAUGAAUAUUAACACAAUGAACUAUUUUGUCACAUUCCUCUCGUAGCUUCUGCAGAAGGAUCGCACUAAAAGAUUUGGACGAGAUGAUGAUUUUGUAAGUGAACUCUGUGUGAAUGUUUAGCAUGUGAUCAAACCAACUUGUCAUCGCAUUGCAGGGUGUUAGACAAAAAGAGGAACAUUGUUUCUUAAUCUAAAUAAAGAUAGCCUGAAAGGUGUGGAACUUUGUUAAUUGUGCAGAGAGAAAAAAGACCCACAUGCAGAUGCUACCAUCUCUAAGUGGAAUAUAGAUAUUUUGAGGAGAGAUAAUAGUGACGUGGUACAUAGUAGAUCAACUAAUAUGAAUCGUAAAAUGUUGGAUCAUGAGUUGUAUCAAACUACAAUGCGUUGAUGCAGUGAUUUCAUUUCUGAACAGGAUGAAAUAAAGAAUCAUGCAUUCUUUAGAUCCAUUGACUGGCAGUUGUUAUAUGACAAGAAGAUAGACCCACCAUACAAUCCAAAUGUGGUGAGUUGUUCAGCUCUUUCUUUCAAACUUUGUUCUUAGUUUCAAUGUUAUUUCUUUACUUUUUAACUCCAGGAGUUGAAAUUGAAUUCUCCUAACUCAUGUUACCUCAGCCUUAGAAUUUGGUUUCACAACCAAACAGUAUCCCCUUAUUCUUGUUGUAUGUUAUGUAGAUAGUGUAUGAAAACUGUAAUUAGAAUCUACAUUCAGAUUAGUUCUGAAGUGUAAGGAUUAGUGCUGUACCAUAAAUAUAGCAAGUGCAACAAAGAUCAUGAAAGUGAGGGGAACACCUAGUAGACAACAGGGGUUUAUUUUCCAUUCAAAGCACAUCCAAACUCAGCAUUAUUUAAGUGGUGUAUAAAGACUAGUCUUAUGGAAGUCUUUUCUUUGUUGUGUUAACAGAGUGGUCAACUGGAUCUAAAGCAUUUUGAUCCUGAAUUUGUGCGGGAACCAGUACCAGGUGUGUUGUUUUUUUCUGAUGUUAUAACUCAAUGAUGUGACAUCAAGACAUCCUGAAAUACAACUGACUUUUUUUUUUUCGUUGGAACUAGUCCUCUAAUUCUUAGAAAUACACGGAUAAAGUUAACAUUUGGGGUUUAAUUGCCAAGUACUAGCUAUGUUAUCAUGUGUCUUAAGUUCAAAAUUUUAACUGUGUUUUACUGGAAACAAACAAGUGCCUAUCAUCCAAAGCAGCAGACUGUGAAACAGAAUUGUUUGGGAUAUGUUUAUAUGCUGAUCAGUUUCCAAUGAUUUAGUGUUAAUGAAUAUCAACUACUGAAAAUUGACUUAGAUCAUCAAUCAUUCAUUGAGUACCUUUCAAGUGGAUAUCAAUUGCUGUGAAUUGUUUAAAUUGUCAGGGAGUAUAGGUGUCACCAACAGAGAUAAACAAUUAAGGCCUUCUACCAAACAUUAAUGCACUGUUUUUUUGUUUUUGUUUUUUUUUUGGAUGUUUUUUUUAGACCUGUGUCACAAAAUUGAUUGAAAGUUUAAGGUUUCUUUCAUAGUUUUUGGCCAGGGUGCCAAGCAGAAUGCAAAUAUCCCUAAUUUUGAAUUUUUUUUUUCAAAUACAACAACUAAUUCUACAUUUUCACUUGAAUCCAUAGGAUCAGUUGGUAAAUCUGCCGACUCUGCUUUCUUGAGCGCCAGUGUUGAUGACCCAGAUGAUGCAUUUGUAGGCUUCACCUAUGUUCCCCCAACAGAUCUUACAGAAUGAGUUUCAACAAACAAUUUAACUUGAAUGUAAAUUUCCAAACAAUGCAUGAUAAUCAGAAGUUUAUCCUCACCAAGCUCAUCCCUUUUUUUUUUUGGCAUCCUUUCUGCACUUUAUUCAUUAUAUGGUUAGCAUGUACACACUAAGAAUCAGCAACUAUCUUGUUAAGUGAUGUAAAAAAUAAAAUCUUUGGUGAUCACUGUGGCCAAUUAACAGAAAGGAGAACAAGUAGAUACAUGUAGUAAAACUUAACUGCCAAAGCAUGAGUGACAAUCAUGAUUGGUUUAAUUCUUGGAUCUAAUUAGUAAAGAAGGUUGUACAAGAUUUUUAAACCUAUUGUAGAGCAUAGUUAGGGAAAACAAAAUCAAUUUGUCCAUGCUCUUUUGAAUUUAGUGACAACUUUCUCUGUGUUAGGUAACUCCCAAUGAAGAGAAAAAGAAAUCGGUUGAAACAUGCUUUAAACAAACACUUGUGAAUAUGAAAAUGAUUAUAUUAUAAGAAUUACAAUGUACAUAUACAAGGUGGUGUAUUCUUGAAUGGCAAUGGGCUUCUUGCAGGGGAACAAGCAAUGAGUGGAGAGAGAUUGCCAAAAAGUCUAAGUGUAGGAACCGUUUCAAGGAAAUGACCCUAAAGUGAUUUGUAUGGCAAACUCCAGAUUUAAAGAUUCUUGUGUACAACUUUACAGACCCAGCCUUUCCUCUUUCUUAUUUUCUUUUCAUAUUUUUUUGGUCAUUUUUCAAAACAUCAGAGGCUUGUGAAGGUUGCCAUUAUUGUUCAUUGAGUGGUUUUGUUUGCGAGGUUUACUUUUUAGUUAAUUUGAAAUGUUAUUGUGUUUCACUAGAGAAUCCCUUAGAAAUCCUUCUUUGCUAGCUGGGUGAAUGACUGAUUAUGUGAUGUGUAAUUAAGGUAAAAGAAACUCCUGAUUUCUUCUUCAGAAUUCAUGAAGGUGUGAGUUUCAAUUUAAGUCAAAUGCUCUCCUAAAAAAAGUGCUAUUAAUUAAGUCAUGGUUGAUUUCCCUGUGAUUUGAGAAUUAUGGAAAAGUCUCUUGAAACAAAAGCAAUUAAGUAAAAGCACAACAUUCUUUUUAUUAAGAACUCACUUGGCAAUCAGCUGUCUCUAGUUUUCAACUGCUCUCUGCACUAUUCUGCUUAAUUGUGUCAUAUUUUUGGUCCGUGGUACACUAUAUUAACAUUCGCAACAUUUCUCAACACAAAAGUUAGGUUAUUAUUUUUCAGGUAUGAUAUUCUUUCAGUUUUGUUCAGACAUCGUUCUUGAAACUUGUUGAGCAAUAACAAUUGACAUUUUUGUAACCGUAAUACUUAACAUACAAUUGUCAAAAAAAUUAAAUACAUCAAUGUGAUACAUAAAUAAAGUC